Molecule: messenger RNA, 648 nt
Organism: Miscanthus lutarioriparius
Lineage: Eukaryota; Viridiplantae; Streptophyta; Magnoliopsida; Poales; Poaceae
Source: the annotation of a GenBank genome assembly
AUGAAGACUCGCUCCGCGCUUGCUAGGCAUGAUGCGGUUGGGGUUGCACCACAUUCUGAGGGCGCAGCUACAAUGUCAGAUAGAGGUAAAGGUUACGUGGGAAAUAAAGGAAUCAGUAGCAGUCGCUGGAAAAAAAAGUGCAGUUCGUGGGUGAUUGGAACACAGAUUAGAAACUUCCUUAUCAGUGGAAUUCUUUUGCCACCUGUUUCAAAGUGUGUUCUGCUGGAUAGAUCUAUUGAGAAGCUUAAUAGCAUAUUAUGGAAUGAAGUGAAUCAUGAAGCUCAAAAAGCGAGGAUGAAUGUUGUAUCAGUGAGUGGCCACCUCAUACAAGCAUUUCGAGCAUCAGGGAGUAUGCUCCAGCAGUCUCCAAAGAGUUACGUUCUGUUUUGCUAUGCAAUGAAGUGGAGAUUACACAACACUCGAUCUCAGUCAAAAUCAAGAACAAAUCAGACUGUAGAAUCUGGACCCUUAAAUGAGUCUACGGACCCCAAGGAGAUGCAGAAAAAAUGUUCAUGGACGAGAUUAAAUGGCGCUCAGACCUACAACGCAACCAAAAUGGCUGCUACUCAGAGAUUUCAAUUUAAUCUACAGAGCCAGGGACAAGAACAACACAAUUGUCAACCGCACCUUCAAAUCAGUGCUGGAUGA